AUGGCCUCUCCUCAAAAGGUCGUUGUUGUCGGCGGUGGUCCGGUCGGUGCCUUAUCAGCUCUGUAUGCAGCGAGAAGAGGAUACGCGGUAGAGCUAUACGAGCUCAGAGAUGAUCCAAAUUACGGUAGCCAGAGUGCCCGACCAGACAUCGCCGUUAUACCGCUGGCUCUUUCAGAGCGCGGAAUUCGAGCAAUUGCUGAGGCUGGUGUUCCUGGACUCUUAGACAGGAUACUAGACAACUCACGACCCAUUGACACUCGCAUGAUUCAUACAAGGGAUUCACAUGGUAACAUCAAGAACAUACCAAUGGUAUAUGGACCUCAGGGACAGUGCUUGCACACGCUGCCACGGCAAAGAAUCACGAAGCACGUUAUGCUAGCUUUGAUGGACGAACCUAACGCGAAGCUCUUCUUCAACCAGAGAUUGACGUCUUGCAAUUUCGACGCCCAGGUUGCUACCUUUGAGUCCGUGGUUUGGAAAAAUACUGCAGAGGAUGGCGAGAAACGCGAGGCCUCAAAGCCCAUGCCCGUCGAGACGUCUCAGACUACAUCGGUCGAAUUCGACUUUCUCAUUGGCGCUGAUGGAACGUACUCGAGUGCGCUGUGGUGCGACUUCAUUUUUCCCGCCGCCCCGGACGGCAGCUAUCGGAUGCAAUCAACUUGUCUACAUGUGUGGCCUGCAGACGAAAGCAUCGUCAUGUGCCAGCCUGAUUUCGAUGGAUCUUUUCGAGCAGGCAUGGUUUGUGACACGGCCAAAGUACGCUAUUAUGAAGCCCACCCGGAUGAAUUUGCCGCCUUUUUCGACAACGAGUUUCCUGGCAUCAUCCCCCGAAUUCUCUCCGCCGAGGCUGUUACCGAGCAAUUUCUCGCGCAUCAGAAGAUCCCUCUGAAAUCCGUCAAGUGCGGCCAGCUGGGCUACAAAGACUGCGUUGUGCUGUUGGGAGACAGCUCCCACAGCAUGACGCCUUUCCACGCCAUGGGCAUGAUGACCGGGCUUGAAGACGUGAGAAUAUUUUUCCGCGAGUUUCGCGAUCGCGCUGGGCUUGGCGACCCGAGCAAGCCAUUUUGUACCUCGGGCACGGUCGAGGCCUAUUCCAGACAUCGUCUACCCGAUGUCCACGCGAUGGUGGACAUGGCCACGGAGCAUUACUACGAGUUGCGUGUAGGCGUCAGAUCGACUGCAGCCCGGACCAAAAAAGUCGCCGACGCGUUCCUCAGCCGAUGGGUGCCGUCCUUGGAUUGGACAACUCUAUACGCGAGGAUUCAAUUUGGGCACGAGAGGUUCACUGUUGUCAGAGAGAAGGAGGCAAUGCAGAAGAAAAUCACGCAACGAGUGCUUGCAGGUGCGGGGGGCUUGUUGGCGGCUAUGGCUUUUGCUAGCGUCAUGAAGCUUGCGGAAGUUGUGUACAAUGAGUAG
Messenger RNA from Beauveria bassiana ARSEF 2860, 1416 nucleotides. RefSeq names its product kynurenine 3-monooxygenase. Gene Ontology annotation, biological process: NAD+ metabolic process. The record is from RefSeq and is a predicted model, not a curated record. Lineage: Eukaryota; Fungi; Ascomycota; Sordariomycetes; Hypocreales; Cordycipitaceae. Gene Ontology annotation, cellular component: mitochondrial outer membrane. The transcript is spliced from 6 exons. Gene Ontology annotation, molecular function: NAD(P)H oxidase H2O2-forming activity; kynurenine 3-monooxygenase activity; FAD binding. Bases 1 to 1416 code for a protein of 471 amino acids.